Pseudovirgaria hyperparasitica is the source of this 2329-nucleotide messenger RNA. RefSeq lists its product as uncharacterized. Gene Ontology annotation, biological process: poly(A)+ mRNA export from nucleus. Lineage: Eukaryota; Fungi; Ascomycota; Dothideomycetes; Acrospermales; Acrospermaceae. The record is from RefSeq and is a predicted model, not a curated record. Gene Ontology annotation, cellular component: nucleus. The transcript has 2 exons. Bases 106 to 2055 code for a protein of 649 amino acids. Gene Ontology annotation, molecular function: RNA binding; protein binding.
UCAAACCCAGCGUUCUGUCGCGACGCAACACCAAAGUCGACAAGCAUCACGCCAGGGUCGUCAUCACGUCUAUUUAUAAGCCAGUCUCCUGCAACUCACUUUGAUAUGGCUCCGGCGGUCUCUAAACGGGUUGCCAGUAGCGAUGGCUUCGCCCGUGGCGCUGCGCAUAAACGUCGAAGCGGUGUUCGCACAGACCGUGACGGCGACCUGAUGAUGGAUGCUACACCUCGGAACCAGAACAACAAGAUUGGGAAGGGUAGGGGAAAGCCCACGACCAAUACCUCGACCACAACCACGAAUGGGACCGCGAAACCGCGAAACAAUAUCCACGCAAAAUCAACACAGAACGCGAUAAUAAGACAUCUUACUUCAGGCAAUGCAAACAUCAAGCAAGCGCAGCCCUCCAACAUAAAAUCGGUCAAAGUCUCUGGUUGGAAGAACAGCAAAGCCUCGACCAACGAAGAUGGCGGUGUUCAUUCACUUCUUACUUUCCUGGAGAAGAAAGUCACCACAAACCUCACCAAGAAGAGCAUAUCAAAUGGCAACCGAAAACCUGUUCAAGUUUCGCUCAAAAAGUAUCACAUCGACGGGGAUGCCGUCAUCAUUAGCACGACUCCCGACGUGGGCGCCUCUCUAUGUGUCAUGAAUAAAUGGGUGUGGGCCGGCGUCAACCUCCAGAUUGAACCAGCCCAACAGUCGAAUGCGUUUUCGGACAAGAAUGGUGGUGAUCAAGAGAUGCAAGCCGAUGCAAGGCCUAUUCUCACCGAUUUGAUCUCACGACGAUACAACGCCGAUCUCAAACUACUUGAUCUAAGCGGUCUCGCCAGCGAUCCUCAGUUGAAAGCCAACGGUGUGCUCACGAGCAUUGCGCAACCGGCAAACUUCUUUCCUGCUCUCAUGAAAGUCUGCGACGAACAGUUCAAAACUGCUCAGGAGAAGCGAGAUACAGUCUUCAGCGUCACUCUCGCCAAUAACGACCUUAGAAGCGUAUCUCCAGUCACUACACUGGCGCAGACUUUCCCAGACUUGAAAAAUCUAGACCUUUCAAACAACAAGAUACCCACUCUCUCGUCCAUGAUAAAUUGGAAACAUAAAUUUCGAGCCCUUGAUCAACUGCUUCUCAACGGCAAUCCGCUUGAGCAACAGGAUCCCGCCUUCUACAUUCAAAUUAGGAAUUGGUACCCUGCACUGCGAACACUCAACAACCAACAAAUACGGACAGACCAGGAAGCGCUUCAAUCAUCACAUGGAGUCAAGAAGGCCCUUCCCGUACGCGGCCCUAUGUUUCACGACGAAGGCGAUAUUGCCAAGAAUUUUAUCAUCAGCUUCUUCGCGGGUUACGACACAGACCGUGCGGCAUUGGUCAACAUGUACUACGACACAGAGUCGAUUUUCUCUUUCUCCCUCAACAACCGCGGCAUCUCAGAUCCACUCAGUCGACAGAAGAUGGAGAAACAGGAAUGGGAUGCUUAUAUUCGCAAGUCUCGCAACUUGAAAGCUCUCAGUCAUCUUCCCGCACGAGUGAAUCGUCAAUACACAGGGCCGGCUAAGAUCUUGGAAAUCAUCUCAUCUCUUCCCAAAACUCGACAUCCUGACCUGGGAAAUUCAGGACAGAAAUGGUGCAUCGAAUGUCAGUCUUUACCGAGCGUUCCAGACGCAACCAGGCAGCACCCCGGUGGCGUCGGGGGACUUAUCAUUGAUAUUCACGGCGAAUUUGAAGAGCUAGACGAGCGGGCUGGCAAUGCCGAGAAAUCACGCAGCUUCGAUCGCAAUUUUGUCCUCGGCCCCGGCGUAAACGGCGGUGUAAGAAUUGUCAGCGACACCUUGACCAUUCGCGCCUACGGGGGAUUCGCUGCGUGGAAACCAGAUGAGCUCGAAUCCAAUGGACAGCAGGAGCCAUUGAUUACGGAAGUCUGCAGACGAACUGGUAUGAUUGUAUCAUUCUCGAAACAGUGUUUGGAGGAGAGUGGAUGGAAUCUCGAGGAAGCAAUUCAGAGAUUUGAAGGCGCGAAAGCAGCAGGACUGAUUCCGGCGGAAGCAUUUGUUCAGGCGUAAGGAUAUACCCAGGGAAGCAAAAAGCUUUGUACUUUCGGAUAAUUUCAUUGUAUGGAGUUCGGGUGGCAUGGAUACAGCAUUUGGUGUAGCGAAUCAUUGUUUCAGACGCAUAGUACGGCACGACUUUUGAGUAGUAUAGAGUAUAUAGGGGACUGCAGAAAUUUGGCUGCGGGGUGAACGGGUGGGCGGGACCCUUCACAUCUUGUAUAAUAUCUACAGCAUCCUGUCUCGGCGAAGCCGAAAGCUGGAUGUCACAAACUACAUAUUACGAAAU